Acanthosepion pharaonis is the source of this 1182-nucleotide messenger RNA. NCBI's taxonomy places the organism in Eukaryota, Metazoa, Mollusca, Cephalopoda, Sepiida, Sepiidae. The record is from the annotation of a GenBank genome assembly.
AUGUUAUCUAUCUAUCUAUCUAUCUAUCUAUCUAUCUAUCUAUCUAUCUAUCUAUCUAUCUUCAUGUCUAUCUAUCUAUCUAUCUAUCUAUCUCACAAAUUUAUAAUUUUCCCCUCCGUUUAUUUUUCUUUCUUUCUUUCUUUCUUUCUUUCUUUCUUUCUUUCUUUCUUCAAUCUUCAUUUUCUUUCUUUCUUUCUUUCUUUCUUUCUUUCUUUCUUUCUUUCUUUCUUUCUUUCUUUUCUCAGACUAUUUAAAAACUUUGUCAAAAAUACAGAUUCACUUUACAUAUUCCAGGACCAUAACGAACAUGGACAUUUUAGGCCACGAUUUCCCCGACCUGACGGACAUUUGGACAGGAAACUGAACGAACUUGAAGAUCAAAUCAUCAAACUCGAAAAGAAAAUAGACAUUUUGGUAAUGGGCAUCAAUAAAAAUGGUAAGUCACAGAAUAUUUUUCCUCAAAUUCCUUCCUUCAUUCCUUUUUCAUUCCUCUCUAUUUUCCUUCCUUUCUUCCUUAUUUCUUUCUUUUUUCCUUUCCUUCUUUUUGUCUUGCUUCCUUCCUUUUUCUUUCUUCUCUACCACUCUUCCUUGCUUCUUUCUUUCUUUCUUUUUCUUAUUUCUUCCUUAUUUUUUCUUUCUUUUUAUUCCCUCCUUUUUCUUUCUUUCUUUCUUUCUUUCUUUCUUUCUUUCUUUCUUUCUUUCUUUCUUUCUAAAUAUUUAUACCUUUUUGGAAAUCUAUCUAUCUAUUUAUCUAUCUAUCUCACUCUGUUCAUCUAUCUAUCUAUCUAUCUAUCUAUCUCACUCUGUUCAUAUCUAUCUAUCUAUCUCACUCUAUUCAUAUCUAUCUAUCUAUCUAUCUAUCUAUCUAUCUAUCUAUCUAUCACACUCUAUUCAUAUCUAUUUCACUUUGUUCAUAUCUAUCUAUCUAUCUAUCUAUCUAUCUAUCUAUCUAUUUCACUCUGUUCAUAUCUAUCUAUCUAUUUCACUCUGUUCAUAUCUAUCUAUCUAUCUAUCUAUCUAUCUAUCUAUCACAGUCUCUGUUCAUAUCUAUCUAUCUAUCUAUCUAUCUAUCUAUCUAUCUAUCUAUCUAUCACAGUCUCUGUUCAUAUCUAUCUAUCUAUCUAUCUAUCUAUCUAUCUAUCUAUCUAUCUAUCUAUCUAUCUAUCUAUCAACUCAUUUUGA